Cataglyphis hispanica is the source of this 2028-nucleotide messenger RNA. RefSeq lists its product as uncharacterized. NCBI's taxonomy places the organism in Eukaryota, Metazoa, Arthropoda, Insecta, Hymenoptera, Formicidae. Bases 983 to 1942 code for a protein of 319 amino acids. The record is from RefSeq and is a predicted model, not a curated record. The transcript is spliced from 3 exons.
UGCGCGCGGACACACAUCACGCGCUUACAAGCUAUUUUUCUACUAGAGAUGGAAGAACACAUCUGUUGAACACGCUACGCAGGAAACAUCUUGUUAAAGUACUUAAGCUGCAGCUUCCAUUCGCAAAGCAGAUGUGAAUGUCGUUGGAAGGAGAGAUCCCCACCAACCGGAUGAUAAAAGUCUUCUCCUGUAUAAUCAAUAGAGCAGUUUUGCACCUCUCGCAGUCGCGCGUAUGUAGCUCAAGGUCGAGCAAAAUGUUGCGCUCAAUUAUAUGAGCUGUAUUAUAUCGUAUAUAUUACUUGACAGUGUUUUAUCAAUCACUUAUAAUCUCUGUCUUUGCUCUAUAUAUAUAUUUACGUAUAGAGUGUUUCUAAAGUGACUAUCUAUAUUUUGGUGAAAUUAGAGAGGUAUUUUAAAAAUUAUUAUACGCUGGUAUAAUGUGUGUGGUAUCAUUAUUAAAUUCAUGUAUUUUAAAAGUUCAAUUGCUUGUAUGUUUUUGUGAACAUUGAUUGCUUUGAUCUGUAAAACUUUGAUGAUCGCCACGUAGAAACUUAUAAUUAAAUUAUAUCUAUAAGGUAUAUAUUUUUGAUGUCUUAAAAAUGUUUUUUAUAAUUCCUUUUAUUUUGUAAAAUAGAUAGUCACUUUAGAAACAUUCUGUACGUAUAUGUCACGAUACGAUUCUUAUAUAUAUGGAGAUAAAUCAUGUGAUUCAUAAAUUAUAAAUAAUAAUAUAUAUUAUUAUUAUUAUUAUUUUUGUUAGCGUUUUAUGAUGAAUCACAUGAUCUAUCUCCGUGCAUAAGAAAUCGCUGUGACAAAUAACGCGGCAAAACAAUUAUAUUCGGAGAUAAAUUUGAACUUAUAAUUUAAUUUCAUAAUCUUUUGGUACAAUGUAAACAGACAGUUCACGUCAAGUUCUAAAUAAAGCAAUGAUUCAUAUAUAAUACAAAUAUACGUAUUUGCGCUCAGGAAGAAAUGAUAAGCAAUGGCAGUGACAGAGAAUAACGUAGAAUUCGUGCGAAAAACCUUUCUUAAAUUAACUGAAAAUUAUAUCCAAUAUGGAGCUACGAUGAAUGAUUUAAAAUCCAUCACUAUGACAAUCAAUAAUGCAAAAAGUGCGAAAAAUCGUUGCUUCACGAAGAAAAUAUUGGUAAUACUAUUCGUGCCUCUUCUAUGCGGCUUAUUUAAUAAAUACUGUAAUAUAAUUAAGACAUUCCAAGAGACUCGAUGCCUGCUGCCGAAUAAUUAUUUCGUAUGGGAAUUCACGAGAUCGAUAUCGAAUUGCGAUUAUUGCCGCGAUAUUAAAGCACCAUUAAUUCUGCCCAACUUGACCAGGGAAGAAUUUCGCUCUUAUUCUUAUGCAUCUCGGCCUAUAAUAAUAAAAGAUGCGGCCCGCGACUGGCCCGCGCGUGACACGUACACUUUGGAAUUCUUUCGGAAUUUGUACGAUCGUAUCGAGGGUGCAUAUGAAUCGGUGGAGGAGGAAUGCCAAUUUCUACGUUUCAAGAGCGACUUCGCGAAUCUUCGCGAGGUGUUUGCGAUGAGCGAAGCGCGAGCGCUGCAUCGAGAGGGCGAAGAUCCCUGGUAUGUUGGCUGGAAAAACUGUCAUCCACAAAUUUUGGAUGCCAUGAAGCGGUUCUACAGCGUACCUCAUUUUCUGCCGGACGAUGCGGAAAUUCCGUGCAGCAACUAUAUCUUCAUGGGCUACGAGGAGGGUGCCGUUAUGCACCUGGAUUAUAUAUCGAGACUCAUGUGGCAAGCCCAGAUAAUAGGUAGUAAAACAUGGAACGUAGCUCCGACGCCGGAAUGCGACAGCGAAUGCACGUCUUUUCAAUUUAUCGUUGACGUGGCGGACGUUGUAUUGCUGGAUACGAGGAUUUGGUAUCACAGUACUCACAUUGAAAAUGGAAAUCUUAGUCUGACAAUCACUUCUGAGUAUGGGUAGACUUGGAGGAAACGGUUUUACACAUCCAUUAUUCUUAGAUCAUAUGUAUUUAUAUAUAUAUAAUAUAUAUAUAUAUAUAUAUAUAU